AUGUUCUCGUGUUUUCUGGUGUUGUACGUCUUGGAGAAAGAUUAUCGCUACAACGAAAAGCCUGAAAUUUCAAGCAUGCUCUUUCCCUACAAUAGGUCGCUGCUCUGGAACUUUAGCGCCUGUGGCAGAGUAGGUUCCAGGCAAAAGCGCUGUCUCGCCCAGCACCUCAAGACCUCAAGCGCGCUCAGCAAACCGGCGGGCGCCGGCGCUGCCCGCGCGGCGCCGCAUCUCCCGCCAGAGCCCACUGCACAUGCGCAGUCAGACUCUCCGGCGGCCGCUCAGCUCCGCCCCUCGGAGACGCCGGGUUCCCUGAAAGGGACAGAGCGUCUCAGCAGCACGGAGGUGCAGGCUGUCGCCGAGGGCGCGGGGCCGGGCGCCGCUAGCGGUGCGCUCCGCCCCGGGGCCCCCGCCCCUGCCCCCGGCCAGGCCCGGGCUCCAGCCCCCGUCCCAGCCGCGGCCUCGCAGUUCACCCUGCUGGUGAUGCGCCCCUGUGGAGGGCCGGACGAGGCUGCGGCCGAGGGCGUCCUGCGGCAGGCUCCGGCCCUGGGGGGCAGCGCCGGGGCGGGCAAGCCCGUUCGGUACCUGUGCGAAGUGGCGGGGGAUGGCGAGGAGGAGGCGGGGGAAGACGAGACAGACCUGCUGGACACUUCGGACCCCCCGGGGGGAGGCGAGAGCACGGCUAGUUUGGAGGAUCUGGAGGACGAGGAGACCCAUUCUGGGGGAGAGGGCGGCAGCGGUGGAGCCCGGAGACGGGGCAGCGGCGGAGGCAGCAUGAGCAAGACCUGCACCUACGAGGGCUGCAGCGAGACCACGAGCCAGGUGGCCAAGCAGCGCAAGCCGUGGAUGUGCAAGAAACACCGCAACAAGAUGUACAAGGAUAAGUACAAGAAGAAGAAAAGCGACCAGGCCCUGAACUGCGGUGGGGCCGCCCAGGCUGGCAGCGCAGGAAACGUCAAACUUGAGGAAAGUGCAGAUAAUAUACUCUCCAUUGUUAAACAGAGAACAGGAUCUUUUGGGGAUCGACCUGCAAGACCUACUCUUUUAGAACAAGUGUUAAAUCAGAAAAGACUGUCAUUACUAAGAAGUCCAGAAGUGGUGCAGUUUUUACAGAAACAGCAACAGCUAUUAAAUCAGCAAGUUUUGGAGCAAAGACAACAGCAAUUUCCAGGAACAUCAGUGUGAGCGAAUUUAUCAAGAAGUCCUACACAUUUUUUAUCUUAUUGUAGUGGAUGGACAUAUUUUUAUACUAAAGAUAAAUGGGGUAAGAUUUUGCCAGUAGAAGGUAAACAGUCAUUUUCCUGUGACUGUAUGUGUGCAUUUGGGGACAAAUACGUAUUGCACAUUGUGCAUCUAAUCCUUUCAGAUCACUGUGGAUUUGAAGAAAUCAGCUUAUCUUUCCAAAGUAAUAUUUAAUUACAAUGUUUUUUUAAACAAAAUGUUUCUCUUCAGUCACUGUUACUGAAGGUAAUGAAGCAGUUGCUUUCUGUGGAAGUCACGAAGUUAAUAGAUAUUAAUCUUGAAUCAUCUAACUCAGUGAUUCUCAUCAAGGGGCAGUUGGAAACAUGUGGGUAUGUUUUUGCUUGUCACGGUGACCUUGAAAACUGCUGGUUUUUAGUGAAUGGGACAGGAAUGCUAGGUGUCUGGAAUGGUCCUCCACAACUAAGAAUUAUAUUACACACAAUGCCAAUAAUCCCCCUGUUAAGAAACACUGAGAGCUACUUGUGAUGAUAAAAUGUAGUUGGGGCACCUAGAAUUGGGUUCUCGUAAUAACCUUUUCUUUGCAGUUAAGACUGGAGCUGUCAAAGAGGUAAGCAUAUUUUCUGUGUAUAAGGAAAGUGAUCAUUGUUAAAUAGCUGUGAGAUUAGGAUGUGCAUCUCCUUUCAGAGAUGUGCUGGUAAAACCUGAGAGGGAUUAACCAAGUACCCUGGAAUGAGUGCAUCUCCUAAAGUUGGCUUCUCUACUUCUUGUUACCUGUUAGUGUUGAUCUCAUUUAAAACAGACACUCUUGUGUGUUGAAUUUGUGAACAGUACAAAUGUAUCUCAUCCCACCAAUGUCAGGACAAAAUUACUUUUUUAUACUCAUUUCUUUUUAAAAAAGAGAUCCCGAAAAAAGAAUAACACUCCAGCAUUUUGUCAGUGUUUUUCAAAAUUGAGCUAUUUUAAGAUUGUGUUAUUCCUAAGUAAUGUUCAAAGAGUGAUGGGUAAUCUGGAUAGAUACUUUUUUCUUGUAUUUUCUCCUAGGAAAACUUUUAAAAGGCAAAGCUUACCAAUAAGAGUAUCAAAUCAAAUGUCAAGAAAGUAUUUCCAGUGUUAGGACAAUAAAUGCAUGUGCCUCAAGUUAAACUGUGCAAAAAUUUGUUAGUUUCUUGGGUUUUAAGCUCUGAAAUAUAUAUCAAGUUAAACUUAGUCAUGGCUGUUCUGAGAUGUACUUAAGGAGAGAAGGAAUCUUUAUGUUCAUUUUUUAUAUGUGUUUUAUACCUGCAUAUCUGUGCAAAAAUGCUUUCACCAGAAUUAUUCA
Physeter macrocephalus (sperm whale) is the source of this 2518-nucleotide messenger RNA. RefSeq names its product regulatory factor X associated protein (gene RFXAP). The transcript is spliced from 5 exons. Lineage: Eukaryota; Metazoa; Chordata; Mammalia; Artiodactyla; Physeteridae. The coding region runs from base 1 to 1182 and encodes 393 amino acids. Gene Ontology annotation, biological process: regulation of transcription by RNA polymerase II. The record is from RefSeq and is a predicted model, not a curated record. Gene Ontology annotation, cellular component: nucleus.